AUGGUUUUCAAAUUCACUAUUGAUGACGUUCUUAAUAGAUACAUUCCUCCUAAUCGUUUAGAUAGGUUACCUAAGAUAAUAGGUAGAUUUCUUGGAGCUCACACACCAACACCUAAAGACGAUUAUUUAAUUUGGUUAGAAAUCUUUAUUUCUAGUUUUGUCGGUAUAGCUUUAAUUGAAGGAGUAUUUAAAAGUCAUACUGUUUUCACUCAUCAUGCCGCUCCAUUGAUUUUUGCAAGUUAUGGAGCAACUGCCAUUCUUUGUUUUAACUCGAGUCUGGCACCUUUAGCACAACCUAGAAAUGUCCUAGUUGGUCAUUUUAUAUCUGCUGUAAUAGGACUUUGUAUUCAAAAACUCUUCCUGUUAAGUGAAGCUGGUAGAGCUAAUUAUUGGGCUAGUGGUGCUCUUAGUGUAGCCGUUUCUUCAGUGGCAAUGUCGAUUGGUAAUUGUAUACACCCACCUGCUGGAGCCUCAGCCCUUUUACCUUCUGCUGAUUAUACUGUUAGGGCCAUGGGUUGGUGGUAUUUACCUGCCCAUCUUGUGUCUUCAUGCUUAAUUCUUGCUGUAGCUUUAAUUACAGGAAAUAUCAUUAGGAAAUAUCCUGUUUAUUGGUGGACUCCUGGUCCAGUCGGUAAGCCAAAGCCUGCACCUAUUGAAGCACCAGCUCCAAUGCAUAAUAAAUUAUCCACAUUACCAAUAGUUAAAGCAGAAUCAGACGGCUCAUGGGUAGAAAAAACCAAAGAAGGGGUUACGUUCGUACCUGGGUUAGACAGUAUUCAAAUCAAUCUGCGUGAAGUCUUAGUCCCUGCUGGAUUGGAUUUAGAUGAACUUGCUAUUGAAUGGUUAGAUACAUUCAAGAUCAAAUUAAUGGAGUCUGAAUCUAGCAAUGAUAGUGCAGUCUAA
Messenger RNA from Scheffersomyces coipomensis, 903 nucleotides. RefSeq names its product HPP family protein. The record is from RefSeq and is a predicted model, not a curated record. The transcript has a single exon. NCBI's taxonomy places the organism in Eukaryota, Fungi, Ascomycota, Pichiomycetes, Serinales, Debaryomycetaceae. The coding region runs from base 1 to 903 and encodes 300 amino acids.